CGUCCCACUGGCUGCAUCCGGCAAUCGAGUAAACAGCCCCGGGGGAAACACGACUCUGCGCGCCAGACCUGGUCAACCACAAGUUCUAUCAACAAGCAAUCUUCGCAGAAUCGAACAGUGAAUCGGUUCUUGCGGUUGCAUUUCCCUCCGCCAUACAGCCCGUCCGUUCACAAUGAUCAGUUGGGCGCUGAGGCGCAAUACGGACAGCGCGCGCGACGCGCAAGCGUUUGACGAUACCACACAGAUUGAUGUGCCGGAUACUCCUGCCCCUGUAUUUGCGGUGCGCGCGUUGAAGACCGCCCUUUUUGGCACCCCCGCACCGAAGACCACGAACGAUAAGACACAGCAGCACGCAAAGCCGGCACCUAUAUCGGACAAGUCGCCAGCGAAACCUCCUGGCAUUCUUCUUACUCCCGGCACUGGCACAGCACGUCGAAAACGUGUCUCCUUCAAUCAUGACGUGAAGAAAGGCUCGGCUGGCCCCUCCGAUGGGCCGGCGGGAAGCAGCACCACAGGGCUACCAGACGAAUGCCCAGGAAAGUUCCCUAGUCCAUGGACUGACCGCAGUUCUGAUGGAGAGCAGUCUCGGUUGAAGACCAGGUUGCAGUUGGCCAUGGAGAACGCACGGAAGAGCAACGGCAAGGAAAAGGGAACGGAGACGAAAGACUUCGCUUACUCUGCAAAGGAGCCAAAGGAGCCAGAUGAGGUUUGGGAGGAAGUCGAUGACGACUCGGAAUUCGAGGCCGAUGUCACUACCGAUCUGAACGAACCACACUCACGCUCCGGCAAAUACUGGAAAUCCUACUUCGAGACCUACCAUAGCGAUGCAAAGGCAGAGAUGGAGAAGCUUGUCAAGUACAAGCAACUCGCCAAGUCUUAUGCAAAGAUGAAGGAUACAGAGGCGCUCGAGCUCAACCAAAAGCUCAAGGAGGAGCAAGAGAAGGUCAAGAUGAUGGAGGAAAAAGUGGCCGAGCUGGCGCGUCAGGCAAGGCUAUCUGCCAGGAGAAGGGGAGAUGAACGCAACCCGGCCUUGAUGGACGAGCUCGACAAGCAGACGGCUCUCGCCGAAGAAUACAAGAGGCAAGUGGGAGAGUUGGAAGCCCUGCUUCAGGAUAAUAUCGACGACGCGGAAGACGAGCGUCCUCGGCGACGGCGAACCGCAUCACCUCGCACGCAGCGAACCCUAAUGGAAACCCAGCGAGAGUUGAGGCGGGCGAGGGCACAGGUCCGCGAGCUGGACAAACUCCAGGAGGAGCGGGACCGACUGAGAUCCGACUUGAAAUUCGCCGAGCAACGAGCUAGCAAGCUCGCUGAGGAGAACAAAAGGCUGUCGACGGAGCUGUCACAGAACACGUCGAGGAUUCGAGACCUGGAGAGGCGAUUGGACGACUCGAAAGGCCUUUACGAGAAGCUGAAGGAUGACGCAAAGGCUCGCUAUCUGGAAGCUCAGCAGGUUCUGCAGAAGAAGAACGAAAAGGUGUCGGAGCUUCAAAGGGAGAUUGAGUCGUUGAGGAAGGACGGAGCGGACUCAAGGCGAUCGAAUCGGUCAACCCGGGCAAAGAGCUUGGACGAAAAGGCCCCAACGCUUAAGCCCAUGGAGUCGCUGGAAGAUGGCGGCAUCCGGCCGCAAAGGGAGUUGAACGAGGCAAGACGAAUACCUAGUCGGAGGUCACAGGCCGACUUUGCGAGGCUGGAAGAGGCCGAGCCCAGACGAAAACGAGACACAGAAGUUUCGGACGAGACUCUUGCCAAGUCCCGAGCUCUUAGGGAGAAGCUCGAGGCUGAGUUUGGCACCAAAGGGCUCCCUGCCUCUUCCGUCUUCAACGACCGUGGAAACCUGCAAGACAGCCGAAGUUCUGCAUCCAGCGGUCGAUCCGCCCACACCAGGGAGGACCAGCCAUAUUCAAGCCGCUCCGACAGACCAUCUCGGUCUACCUGGGCGGCUACGUCAACGGAGAAGACGACUCUCGAAGACCUGCUUGCCGAUACGCCAGAAAAACGCUUUGGCAGUGCCUCGUUGGAGCAGCAGGAGCGGCAGCCAAUAAGGAGGCGGGCGGCCCGUCCGCAAUCGCAAGUUGGCACAGCAUCACAUAUCGAAUUUGUGCAGGGUCCGUCCGCACCCGUGAGGGAUACGAAUAGGCAGAGCGGUGCUGUGGGGAGCACCAUGAACACUGCACGGCCAGCGAUCUCUGAAGAUCGGAAGGCGGCUGCACUUGCACGUCUCCAACGCAAGAAGGCGGAGCGGGCGAUGCAGCGGCAGCUUGAGCAAUAAUGGAUCGGUGUGGGCAGAUGUGGUGAGGGUUGUGCUGUCUUUUGUAUGGCGUUGGAAGGCGGGUUAUUGGCUGGCUACGGGCUUGUUGUAUGUCUGUCGUCCCUCUGUACCCGGGGUACUUGGAAAUAUCGGUCUGUUUGAUUAGGGUCUGGCGCGACGUUUUUGAUACCAUUUAUGACCUGUGGUGUUUUAUUCGGGACUAAUGAUCGAGUUAAAGCACGGGAAUGGCAUCCAUUGACUGUAGUCGAUUUUCAAGAAGAAUUACACCUACGGAUAAAUAACUCCCUUACCU
Chaetomium strumarium is the source of this 2564-nucleotide messenger RNA. RefSeq names its product spindle pole body formation-associated protein-domain-containing protein. The record is from RefSeq and is a predicted model, not a curated record. NCBI's taxonomy places the organism in Eukaryota, Fungi, Ascomycota, Sordariomycetes, Sordariales, Chaetomiaceae. Bases 173 to 2272 code for a protein of 699 amino acids. The transcript is spliced from 2 exons.